AUGAAGAUCAUGUUCUUAAACCCCGUUGGGGACACCAUAUACAACCAACCCUUUGCCGACAUGGCCCGACGCUACAAAGACCCCAACACGCAGGUAACGAUAGCAUCGCUGCACCAUUCAGCGGGACCAAUGGCCGCAAAAGCCUACGGACCGACACAAACCCUCGUGGCAGCCCAGAUCAUCCAGGCCGCGCACCAAGCCCGAAGGGAGAACUACGACGCAUUCGUGAUCAACUGCUUUGGCGAAUAUGCCCUUAACGAGUCGAGACAGAUUGGCGGCGACAUGCUGGUAAUUGGACCGGCCCAGUGCUCAAUCGAGACCGCGCUGCGACUCGGCCGAAGAUACACGAUGAUCUUGAACGACGAGGCCCAGCGCGAACACAAUGAGGAGGCCUUGCGGGACUAUGGGACCAAAUACCGUCCCGUGUCCUACCGGUCCAUUGGAAUGGGAUAUGAUGAGGACCCAGCCGAAGUGGAGGCCAAGUUGGUUGAACAGGGGAAAUUGGCGGUUGAGCGUGAUGGGGCAGAGGUUUUGCUACUGGCCUGUACGCUGGCACUGGGCUGGCAUGAGAAACUUCAGGAGGCGAUUGGGGUUCCGGUGGUUGAUCCUGCGGUGGCGGCACUGAAGACUGCAGAAUUAGCAGUCCAAAUGAAGAGGAGUUGCGGUUGGGGGAGUUCUAAUGUGGGAGCGUUGAAGUCGCCCACAGAGAUGGAGCUGCAAGGGUUUCGGAUGCUCCAGGAACCGAUCCUUGGUACUGGAGAGUAG
This is a messenger RNA of Aspergillus terreus NIH2624, 765 nucleotides long. Its product is annotated as aspartate/glutamate racemase family protein. Bases 1 to 765 code for a protein of 254 amino acids. The transcript has 2 exons. The record is from RefSeq and is a predicted model, not a curated record. NCBI's taxonomy places the organism in Eukaryota, Fungi, Ascomycota, Eurotiomycetes, Eurotiales, Aspergillaceae.